AUGCCUGCAUCUGCACCUGCUUCUUCCGGGGCGCCCUCGACAUCAAACCCAUCCUGGUCGUACACCGGCUGCUUCACGGACGCGGUCAACCCGCGCACCCUCCCGCAAUGGUCCAACUUCAACGGUCCCAAUAUGAGCAACGCCGCUUGCGUCUCAUUCUGUGAUUCGCGCGGAUACACCAUUGCAGGCACCGAAUAUGCCGGACAGUGUUUUUGUGGUGACGAGAUCACCACACCACAGUUGGACGAGGGCAGUUGCAACAUGGCAUGCACUGGGGCUGCAGGGGAGAUGUGUGGAGGUCCCGGGGCUUUCAGCCUGUGGACGAAGAGCGGUUCGGGCAGCAAGAAGAUGGCGAAGAGACAACAGCUCAACUACAGGCCGUGGAGGAAGGUGAUGAAGUAUUGA
Messenger RNA from Fonsecaea erecta, 405 nucleotides. RefSeq lists its product as hypothetical. The transcript has a single exon. The record is from RefSeq and is a predicted model, not a curated record. NCBI's taxonomy places the organism in Eukaryota, Fungi, Ascomycota, Eurotiomycetes, Chaetothyriales, Herpotrichiellaceae. The coding region runs from base 1 to 405 and encodes 134 amino acids.